AGUCUGCUUUAGAUUCUCCUGCGGUUCGGUGUGAAAAUUGAAAAUUCUCCGAGUCAUUGAAAAAACUACGCAUUCAGAGUGUCUGAAAUUGCAUUUUAAAAAUAGCCAUUUUCUAGUUUAAGAAAAUUUCAUAGUAACGGUACACGACGAAUAAAUAGAGCAAACCCAAAAAUAAAUUCAUUUUGAGUUAAUAUGGCCACCAACAUAUCAGAAAUAAGAUAGAACUCACAACACGUUUUGAAAUCUACAAAAAAAAAAUAAAAUAAAAAUUAAAAAAAAAAAACUGUGUAACAACAAAAACGCGUGCCCAUUUCUUCAUUAUUACCCAAUAUAACUCAGCGAUUGAUUUUCUCAAUGUUAAAUGUGAGCUGAUUUGUUUGAUUGGAAAAUGUCUAAGAAACCACGAGGGAAUAUACACAAAAUUCGUCAAUUCGAAUUGGAAAAGAUACAAUUGAUCGAUGAAUUUGAUAUCUUGCAAAUAGUAGGUGAAGGAUGGUUUGGCAAAAUCCUAUUGGUGGAACAUAGAGCAUCCCAAACCGAAAUGGUUUUAAAAGCGGUGCCAAAACCUUAUGUGUCGUUAAAGGAUUUCUAUCGGGAAUUUCACUAUGGCCUACAUUUGGGUAUACAUCGAAAUAUUGUGACCACCUAUGAUGUGGCAUUUGAAACAGCGGGAUUUUAUGUUUUUACUCAGGAAUAUGCACCAUUAGGUGAUCUAACUUCAAAUGUCACCGAUACCGGUGUCGGAGAACUCUACAGUAAACGGGUGGCCAAGCAGAUUGGUUCUGCUUUAGAUUAUAUGCAUUCAAAAGACAUUGUACAUCGUGAUGUAAAAUUAGAUAAUGUUUUAAUAUAUCGUUCCGAUUUUACUCGUAUUAAGCUAUGUGAUUUUGGUGAAUCGUAUCAGACGGGAACUAUUGUUGAGAGACGCAACGAAUGGUUGCCAUACAGUCCACCUGAAGUAUUAGAAAUAAAACCGGAAGGAACCUACAAAGCUGACCCCAGUCAUGAUGUUUGGCAAUUUGGCAUUGUCAUCUUCGUUUGUCUUACUGGAUGUUUACCCUGGCAAAAGGCGGCAUCGGAUGAUCCACGUUAUAUGCGCUAUCUGAUAUGGCAGAAUAGCAUGAUGUUGGCCAUAAGACGCACUCCAAAACUCUUCAAACUCCUAACGUCAAGAGCGCAACGUAUGUUUAAGAGAUUCCUUGAACCACGUGCCGAUCGAAGACCGAAAAAUCUCUCGGAUUUAACAAAAUUCUUGGAUGAUCGUUGGCUGGCAAAGACAGCCGAAAAAGAAAUGGCUGAAUAUGAAACGGAUGAAUUGUGUCCGUCCAUGUAUUCGUUUCACAGUAGUCCCGACGAAAAGAAUCGUUUGCUAUAUAAUUUGGCCGAUUGUGGCAUAGAGACCAAUGUGGAUAGGCACACCAAAAAGAUACGAAUAAAGGAGUGGAUCGAAUCAUCGGUGAUAACGGAAGAAGAUGAGGAGGAAAUGGAAGAAACAAACUCAGCCUCGUCACCUUCAUCUUCGGUUUCUCGAGAACCGGUGCGUGGUCAUAUAUCAUCGCUGCGUACAGCCUCCAAUGAUAAGCCCAAAGAAAUCAAAACAACACUUAAAGAUGCCAAUCAGAAACAUUUCGAUCCUCGCACUGGUGUCGUCCAGACAGGACCCAGUGAAAUGGGCACAGCACAGUUCGAUACAACACACAAAUCAGAUAGUCCUUCCUCGAUGGCCAGUAACCUAUCUACCAUGAUGAAUAAUGACAGUUUGGCGGGAAGCCUUAUAACAUUGGGCUCCCGAGCCGAUCUGUUAUCUAGUAGUUUGGAAAUAUAUAACUCCACCACCGCUGAUCUAAAUCGUAUGGGUGUUCUUAGUAACAGCUAUGAUCAGCUCAGCGAUGCCGGCGAUAGCUAUCCGAAUAUACCGGCAGUGGCAGCCCCCAAAAAUUCUAUAGGCGUUGGUACUUCAAGACCCAUGGCCGGAAAUAAGGGUAUUUUGCAACGCUCGAAAUCAGAUUCUGUAAGAAUGGCUUUGUUUGCCAGCUCUCCAGCAUUGGACAAUGGUAACGGCAAUCAAUGGCAGGCGGGCAAUCCUACGCUACAACCCCAAUUGAACAACAACAACAAUAAAUCAGUAACAUUUUCCGGUUUGGCCAGCUCCUUUCAGACCAUGGCUCCCAUAUUGAUGCCAGGAAGUAUGGCAUCCCCAGCUAACAAACAGCAACAACCAUUGCAACAGCAGCAACAGCAACCGUUGAGGAUAAAUCAAAAUCACAAUAAAAAUCAUCCAACUUUUUAUGAUUCUCACAUAAAGGACAGUGCCUAUGGUUCAUCAGAAAUAAAUGAUUCGCAGUGGAGUCAUCAAAACUCUCCGGGACCCAUGGUCAUGAACGCAAAUGGAACCAGAGCACAAAAUGGUUUUCAAACUCCCACGAACAAUAUGCCAAAAAUGACCAGUCCUCUGUCUACGGUUCGUACCCAAAGCUCUCAGCAGCAAAGGGCCUACACGGGCGCAUUGACAACGAGCAUGAAAGACUCCGCUUACGAUCGUGUUAAUCCAAAUAUAUUCAAGAAGAGUAGAUGAAUUUUACUCGUAACUGAUUUGAAUCAAAAACAUCUUUUUUUUAUUUGUGACCCUUGAAUAUACGAGUAUCUGUCUG
Molecule: messenger RNA, 2651 nt
Organism: Stomoxys calcitrans (stable fly)
Lineage: Eukaryota; Metazoa; Arthropoda; Insecta; Diptera; Muscidae
Product: serine/threonine-protein kinase par-1
Exons: 7
Coding region: 389-2575 (728 amino acids)
Biological process (GO): peptidyl-threonine phosphorylation; peptidyl-serine phosphorylation
Molecular function (GO): ATP binding; protein serine/threonine kinase activity
Source: RefSeq, a predicted model, not a curated record